Podarcis lilfordi (Lilford's wall lizard) is the source of this 2681-nucleotide messenger RNA. Lineage: Eukaryota; Metazoa; Chordata; Lepidosauria; Squamata; Lacertidae. The record is from the annotation of a GenBank genome assembly.
AUGCCAUUCCAGCCGCACUUUGUCCCCAAAUCCAGGCAGAGAGGGGCUGGCUCAGAGCAGCCACAGGAGAUGGCACCCCUAGAAGCAACAGGCCUGCUCCCUUCGGUGGCUCAGCGAGGUUCAGCCCUGCCCACAGCGAGUGUCACCACCCACCCCGGCUGCGCCAUGAGGAUGAGUGUGACCCCCGGCUUCAGGAGGUGCCAGGGCCAUGCAAGGACCAGAGAAGAUCCUCCCAAAAGGAAGUGCACAGGCUGGCUGGAGAAGGUAGGGAAAGCCCUAUUGGUGGGGCAGAGUGGAGAUAUUGGUGCAUUGCCAGGGACAGAUGUAUCUCUGCAGCAGUGGUGGGGAAUUAAACUCAGGCAGGUCAGAGGUCAGGAUGGCAUUGAUGCAGAGGACCAGCAUCCAUGAAUAUUCCUGCCUUCACAGCACAGCUGUGUUUGCUGGUGGAUCCCUGGCUCCAGGCCACCGUUUGCCAAAUGUUCACUCCUCCUUUAUAGUAAGACAGUGCCUUCCAGGUGUUGUUGGCCUUGCAACUCCCAGGCAGCCAGACUUAAUGGUCAGAGGUGAUGGGCGCUGCAGUCCAGCAACUUUGGCUACGCUUGUCAUUAGGCAAUUAGGAUACACAAGGGAUACCCUUAGGGCUUUGACAUUCACUAGGUCAUGGCGCUAGCCCUGGUACUGAGCCUGUGCUGGAGAAGAAAGCUGCCCGGCGGUGCUUCUGCAUCCCUCCAUUCUGGUUUACUGGUUUCAGGGCAGAGGAAAGGACCGGCCAUUGACAAGGCUGAACAAGGGGUGUGUUAGCUGAGGCUGGGAUGUACUUGCAGGACUGUGUGAGAUGCUCCAGCUUUACUGAAGUCCCAUUACAGAGUUGCUGGAAUAGAUAGAAUGAUCAGGGUUAUGUAUUAUUCCUCCCUGCAGCAGGGCAAUGCAUGCUUUCUGCUCGUGGUGUUCUCCUAAGACUUUUGAGAGCCAGUGUGGUGUAGUGGUUAAGAGCUGUAGUCUCGUAAUCUGGGGAACCGGGUUCGCUUCCCUGCUCCUCCACAUGCAGCUGCUGGGUGACCUUGGGCUAGUCACACUUCUUUGAAGUCUCUCAGCCCCACUCACCCCACAGAGUGUUUGUUGUGGGGGAGGAAGGGAAAGGAGAAUGUUAGCCGCUUUGAGACUCCUUAAAGGGAGUGAAAGGCGGGAUAUCAAAUCCAAACUCUUCUUCUUCUUCUUUUGACCAGCAGUACAAACUCCACUGCUGUACAUCAGAACAGUUGCCCACCAAUAAGAGAGAGUUUGAGGUCCACAUAGUCCCGUUUACACCUGCCCAAGACUCACAAUAGCUGCAUAUUGGGACUGAAACUGAAUAGAGAGCCAGUGUGGUGUAGUGGUUAAGAGCGGUAGUCUCGUAAUCUGGGGAACCGGGUUCGCGUCUCCGCUCCUCCACAAGCAGCUGCUGGGUGACCUUGGGCCAGUCACACUUCUCUGAAGUCUCUCAGCCCCACUCACCUCACAGAGUGUUUGUUGUGGGGGAGGAAGGGAAAGGAGAAUGUUAGCCGCUUUGAGACUCCUUCGGGUAGUGAUAAAGCGGGAUAUCAAAUCAAAACUCUUCUUCUAGUAUGUGCAGGUGUUAUACCCCAAGAGUCACAACCCGUCUCUCACAGAUUGCUGUUUGCUUUAUUGAACUACAAAACUUAAUCUCCUAUAUCUCUUCCCCUCCCCCCCACGUCCAGGUAGGAGCUGCAAACAAGCACCAGAAUAAAACUGCUCCCCAGACUCCUUUAACCCCAAGGCAAAACAGGAUGGCUCUUCCCCAGAUUCCCAAAGGAGGCAAGGUCUUUGGUGAGGCUCUGGUGUCUGACACUGUCCCACCUGCCACUGGCAGGAUUGCAGAGAGCCUGGCGCUGGGCUAAUGCUCUCUUGCUGGUAGUUGGAAGGAGGCUGGGCUGCUGUGAGGGGAACGCAGCAGGUUCUAGGGCUGCUUAAUGUUGGGGCAUCCAUUGGGUCCCUGGCCUCUGUGGAGGGCACAGAGAUCAUAUGCAGGGGCAAGGGGCUUUGCGGGGAAUGCAAGCCAGAACAGAGGGAGCAGGGAGCACCUCUGUUUCUCAGAGGAAAGGGGUGCAGGCUGACACUUGAGCCCAGGGCUUGAGUCUCCUGCCUGGCGCCUCACUAACACUUGCUCUGCUCCCAUUUCUCUCGCCUCAGAGAAACCAGGCCAGAAGCUGCCAGGCCUCCCUGCCCGCUUCUCCCACGCCAAAGCAGCCCCUUUGGGCACUCCUGACAUGGCGCCCUGGACUGGGCCCUCUCAGUCCGAGACCUCCUUCCAUGCCCUUUUCAAGCCUGUGGUGUCCUUCUUGCACAGUGUCCCUUUCUCGGCAGCAGGAACUCCCAGCUCCUGCAGCUUCUUCCAAGACCACCUCGGAGAGAAGGCGCUGGCGGCCGAAGGGGAGCAGCGGCCGAGGACCCUGCUGCUCCAAGGCAAGGCGAAGCAGAAGGCAAGCCGGAGCAGAGGCUCGCCCAGGCACUUCCGGAGCAAGUGGCAGGGGGUGAAGCUGCCGCCCGUGCCCAGCAUCACCAACCUCAACUUCAGCCGCAAUUUCACCUUCUCCUUCUUUGAGCUGCCUCCACAUCAGGGCCCCCAGUACUGGGUGCAGCGACAGCAGCUCAUCCGCCUCCUCAUGAAGCAGCUGCAGUAG